This is a messenger RNA of Penicillium concentricum, 2616 nucleotides long. RefSeq names its product putative exo-beta-1,3-glucanase (gene exg2). Bases 1 to 2616 code for a protein of 871 amino acids. Gene Ontology annotation, cellular component: extracellular region; cell surface. Gene Ontology annotation, molecular function: beta-glucosidase activity. The record is from RefSeq and is a predicted model, not a curated record. NCBI's taxonomy places the organism in Eukaryota, Fungi, Ascomycota, Eurotiomycetes, Eurotiales, Aspergillaceae. The transcript is spliced from 3 exons. Gene Ontology annotation, biological process: glucan catabolic process.
AUGCCAAGCCAAUCCCGAGACAGACGGGACCGUGACCGUGACCGGGAUCGGGAUCGCGACCGCACACGAGAACAAGAGCGCUCGCGCCGCCGAGACCGAGACCGCGAGUACAUCCGCGGCCGCUACGAAGACGACGAAGGCGCAACAUCCAGCCCUGGCAACGCGCGUACAGCGAAAUACCGCUUCCGCGGUGAACCUGGUUACGAAUCGAACUCACACAACGAGCGCGAUGAUUACGAUGAGGAGCGUGAGCGGCGAAGGGAACGGAGGCGCAGACGGAGGGAGGAAGAGGAUGAGGCGGCGGGACUUGCUUACGGGGAGUCUGGGGAGGGGAGGAGACGGGAUCGGGAACGAGAACGGGAGAGGGGAAAUUCUAGGGUGAAAGACUCGCCUGCUGCGUCGCCUACUAAAAAGCGGGAUCGCGAGAGACGGUAUCGCAGAGACGAAAGUCCGAGUGCGAGUCCUGUCCGAGAAAGACGGAGGGAAGUUGAAGUUGAUGCUGAGGCUGAAGCGCGUCGACGGAGACGGCGCGAGCGCGAGCGCGAAAGAGAAAGGGAGCAUCAGCGGGAAAUGGAUGCUGCUGCGUCGCCGGCGAGGAAACAUCGCAGCACCGAGUCUUCGAGUAGUGCUGCGCAUCUCUUGAGUGUUGAUGCCAUGGCACGACUUGCUGCUGAGCAUGAGGAUGUGGAUCGCAGGGAGCGGUCUCGCGGAGGAGAUGAUACACGUCGGGAACGGGAAGCUCGACGACAGCGGAAACGAGCUGUGUUAGAUGAUGCUGCUGGUGCGGCGCUUGGUGCUGGAGUUGCGCAGGGUCGCUCGCGCCAUCAAGCGGGUGCGCGAGUUGUGUCUGGUGCCCAUUUGGAAGAAGGUCAUAGCUCUGAUGCUCGGGUUCGUCGUCGUGGCGGUGGUGGACCUGCUGUGCAUGAUCAUUGGAAAGACGAAGAUAGCUGGGAGGGUAGCUUGGAGAGUCGUGGGCCACCGGCUUGGAAAUUCUGGUCUAAUUGGUCGAGAAAGAAGCGUAUCUUGGUCGGAUGCCUGCUGGGAGUGAUCCUCUUGCUUGCCAUUGUCAUCCCGGUUGCACUUGUUGUUUCAAAAAAGAAAGGUUCGGAUCCAAAGCCGAAUUCCUCGGACUCUGGUGACAGCAGUUCUCCUACCUCUAAUUUGGGUAGUAUCAGCCGGGACAGCAUACCGAGUUACGCCAAAAACACCGUCCUGGAUCCAUUUAUAUGGUAUGAGACCGAUGGAUUCAACCUCACUUUCACAAAUGCCACUGUUGGUGGUCUUUCCGUCAUGGGCAUCAACUCGAAGUGGGAUGACUCUGCCCGGCCGAACGACAAGGUGCCUCCUCUCAACAAGCCGUUCCCUUACGGCUCACAGCCAAUCCGCGGAGUCAAUCUAGGCGGAUGGCUUUCUAUCGAGCCGUUCAUUGUCCCGUCCUUGUUCAGCAAGUGGCCAUCUAGCGCCGGUGUCAUCGAUGAGUAUACCUUGACCAAAAAACUAGGAAACUCUGCGGCGGGCACGUUGGAGAAACAUUAUGCCGAAUUCAUUUCAGAAUCCGAUUUGAAAGAAAUCGCAGAAGCCGGACUCGAUCAUGUCCGCAUCCCAUACUCCUACUGGGCUGUGAAUACCUACGACGACGACCCAUACGUCCCCAAGAUUGCGUGGCGCUAUCUCCUGCGUGCAAUCGAGUGGUGCCGCAAGUAUGGACUGCGCAUCAAACUCGACCUGCACGGACUCCCCGGAAGUCAAAACGGCUGGAACCAUAGCGGCCGACAGGGCAGCGUCAACUGGCUGGAAGGCUCGGACGGUGAUCUGAACCGUAAGCGGUCACUUGAAAUUCAUGACCAACUCUCGAAGUUCUUUGCCCAAGAUCGGUAUAAGAACGUGGUGACAAUCUACGGUCUAGCGAACGAGCCGUUGAUGCUGAAGCUCCCCGUCGAAAAGGUCCUAGAUUGGACGAAGGAGGCCGCAGAACUCGUCCGCGAGAAUGGUGUUACUGCCACUCUUGUCCUGCAUGAUGGGUUUUUGAAUCUCGCCAAGUGGGACACCAUGUUCCAAUCUCACCCGGACAACAUGUACCUCGACACCCAUCAAUACACCACCUUCAACACGGGUGAGAUCGUCUUGAACCACACCGCUAAACUCGAUGUUAUCUGCAAUAGUUGGCACCCCAUGAUAAAGGAGAUUAACACAACAACAUCUGGAUGGGGUCCAACCAUUUGCGGUGAAUGGUCACAGGCAGACACCGACUGCGCGCAAUAUGUGAACAACGUUGGCCGAGGCGCCCGAUGGGAAGGGACCUACGAUACCAGUUCCACUACGGCAUAUUGCCCAACAGCGGACGAAGGAACCUGCAGCUGCGCCGAUGCCAACCAGGACCCAUCGGAUUAUUCGGCCACCUACAAGAAGUACCUGCAGACAUAUGCCGAGGCACAGAUGUCUGCCUUUGAAACGGCGAUGGGGUGGUUCUACUGGACCUGGCGGACGGAGUCAGCCGCCCAAUGGAGUUACCGGACUGCAUGGAAGAAUGGGUAUAUGCCUAGCAAGGCAUAUAGCCCUUCGUUCAAGUGCGGAGAUACAGUGCCCGACUUCUCCGAUGCAGCGGAGAGUUUCUGA